Molecule: messenger RNA, 6387 nt
Organism: Eriocheir sinensis (Chinese mitten crab)
Lineage: Eukaryota; Metazoa; Arthropoda; Malacostraca; Decapoda; Varunidae
Product: zinc finger protein 431-like
Exons: 5
Coding region: 4032-6011 (659 amino acids)
Biological process (GO): regulation of transcription by RNA polymerase II
Cellular component (GO): nucleus
Molecular function (GO): RNA polymerase II cis-regulatory region sequence-specific DNA binding; DNA-binding transcription activator activity, RNA polymerase II-specific
Source: RefSeq, a predicted model, not a curated record
GCUGUACCUGUCCAUAAUGUGUUUUGAUGUUUUGCUAAGAUCUAAAGAUGUUUUUGACAUUUUGCAAAUAUAUAAAGUUUUGGAUGCAUUGAUUGGAUUUUAUCCAUUUUUGAUGCUUUGAAGCCAUCUAGUGUUUUGAUGAUUUGAUAACAUCCAGGCAGUUUCAGCUAUUUUAUAACUUGAUAAAAUCCAGCUUUUUGGAUGCUUUGAAAAGAUAGGCUUUUUGACGUUUUGAUAGGGCUGACACCCUCGGAAUAGUUUUGAUGCUUUGAAGGCGCCCCGUUUCAUAAAGUAGAUAAUGAGAUACUGGCACGGUACUAAAACAAAUCUUUACCAUAGUUAUCUAAUAGGCGCACCUAACAUCACCAAAAUGCGGGGUACAAACUUGGUGCAGGGACUGUUUUUGGGGGCCAUUGAAGGUAGGCCAUUGGGUAGGCGGUGGCUGAGUGGUAGCGUGCUGGGCCCACAUUCACCGCGUGAUGGACGACGUGGGUUCGAAUCCCCACGCUACCACCUCAGAUUUUUCAGUCACCGCCGAGUGGCUUAAAACUUCCCACAUCCAUCAACCCGGACUCUAGAGGAAACCGUCCAAGUGAAUCAAGAAGGAGUUCCGGGGGGCAGCAUGAGCCAAGAGAAGAUGGCGCCACUAUAAACACUUGCCUGCGCCAUGAUGGGCUGGGGCCGACUACCAUCCAGGCCCCUCAAGAGAGCCUACAGCACUAUAGGCGUACACGUAUAAAGAAAAAAAAACGGGCUAAAGAGCAGCCUAUCCAGAUAUUUUGUUUUUAUUAUUAAUGAUCCACAAGACAUCCUAGAGCUAAAUCAAAGUAUGUGCUUAUUUUUGUAUUCGUUCAUACACACAAUGGUAAUAUUUCUGUGGGGUCUGAUUCACUUAUUAGAGUGAAAUUCUAUUAUGAAAAUCAAUCACAAAUUCGUGUCACUGAUUAAAAUGAAACUAGUAAUUUAAGUUUUGCCAUCAUGAAAUAUACACAAAUAGAUAAAUAUGAAAGCUCACAAAGUCACAAUAAGCGACAUCACCUGCUUUGCGCAGUAAAAAUAUGCUAUUUCAGGUAUCUGAUACCCUCAAAAUGGGGUGCGCACUGCCUCUGGCCUCGGAGCUACAGCCUCAACGUUGCCAGAUUGUCAUACUCAGCCGAUUAUAUUUCCCGACUUCCUAUCCCCAAACUGUCUUCUGGGCUCCAAUAAGGAAACUAAUUUAAGUUAUUGUUAAAAGAGUUAGAUUCUGAUGUUUCUUGGCAAUAGUUAGGCGUCAGAAACAGGUAAAUACUAUACUCGAAGUACGACAAUCUAGCAAUGGUGGCUAUAUGUAUUUUCAUAUUAUUGUUCUGUUGUUUAUUCAAUGUUGUUUUCAAGAAAAGAAUACUCAUAAUUUUAGUUAGUUUUUGGUUAUAAGGAUUCCUUACGAAAUCCAAUAGGCGCACCUAACAUCACCAAAAUGUGGGGUACAAACUUGGUGGAGGAAUUGUUUUGGGGGGCCAUUAAAGGUAACUGGCUAAAGAGUGGCCUAUCCGGAUAUUUUGUGUUUAUUUAUUAAUGAUCCACGAGAUAUCCUAGAGUUAAAUUAAAGUAUGUGCUUAUCUUUGUAUUCAUUCAUACACACACUGACAAUAUUUCUGUGGGGUCUGAUUCACUUAUUAGAGUGAAAUUCUAUUGUGAAAAUCAGUCACAAAUUCAUGUCACUGGUAAAAAUGAAACUAGUAAUUUAAGUUUUGCCACCAUGAAAUAUACACAAAUAGAUAAAUAUGAAAGCUCACGAAGUCACAAGUGACAUGACCUGCUUUGUGCAGUAGAAAUAUGCUAUUAAAGGUAUCUGAUACCCGCAAAAUGGUGGGCGCUGCUGCCUCGGGCCUUGAGCCUAUAGACCAACGUUGCCAGAUUGUCGUACUCAGCCAAUUAUAUUUCCCGAUUUCCUACCCCAAAACUGUCUUCUGGGCUCUAAUAAGGAAACUAAUUCAUCAUUUUCAUUAAAAGAGUUUGAUUCUGAUGUUUCUUGUCAAUAGUUAGGCGUCAGAAACUGGUAAAUACAAUGCUCUGAGUACGACAGUCUGGCAACGGUGGCUAUUCGUAUUUUCAUAUUAUUGUUCUGUUGUUUAUUCAAUGUUGUGUUCAAGAAAAAGAAUACUCAUAAUUUUAGUUAGUUUUUGGUUAUAAGGGUUCUUUACGAAAUACAAUUAUAACGCUACCUUCUCUAACUUAGGAAACGUCCUGAAUCCUGGAUUGGUUACAGUGAUGUUAGGUGCGCCUAUUAUAACGCUACCUUCUUUACCUUAGGAAACGUCCUGAAUCAUGGAUUGGCUACGGUGAUGUUAGGUGCACCUAUUAUAACAUUACCUUCUCUACCUUAGGAAACGUCCUGAAUCCUGGAUCAGAUAUGGUGAUGUUAGGUGCGCCUAUUGCCAUAAAAAGAUGCCAUUUGCACCAUAUUUCUGAAAUAUGACCAUUUUUAGACCACAAACGGUUAACAUUAGCCAAAUGUUGUUGGAAUGUAAGUUGUUUGUCUUGUCUAUUGUAGUCAUUUGCGACCAUCCUGCCAUCUCUACCGUGAUGUUCAGAUUAGGACCAAAGUCAGGGUCUUAAUAAAUACUAUGGGCCUACAACUUUGACAUGACCUCAUAACUUCGUCCACCACUGCAGGCCUGGCAGACUUAAGUUUUCAUGCAUGGGCAGACACAAGGACCAUUGCUAUAUGGGUUUGAAUUUGUUAGCUUUCCAGCUAGGCUGACCCCUUCUGGCUCCCGGUCUAAUAAGUAACUUAUGUAUGUUGCAAAACCCUAGGAAGAUUAAUUGCAAAUCAACUUUAUGACUUCUUGAUAAUAUUUACUUACAAUGUCUCGCCAUUUUGGUUUUCGCUAAAAUCAAUCUGUUGAGGAGCAGCUUUUCACUUAUAACGAUGUAACUCUUUGGCUUGAUAAAGGAUUUAUUUCAGAUGUAAUAUUAUUUGAUUUUGAUAAAACUUUUGAUGUAGUAAACCACCAGUUAUUAAUCACUAAAUUAUUCUUGAUUGGCAUCAGUCAACCUCUCCUUGGAUGGCUUUGUGACUCCUUAAUAGGCUACACCAUGAAGGUUUCUGUAUCGGAAUCCAGUAGUUUACAAACUAUUGUCUUGAGUGGAGUGCCACAGCGCUCUGUCCUUGGCCCUCUGCUUUUUCUCAUGUGUUAAUUUAGUCCUAAACAAUGUAGUAUGGUACUAUCUAAAUUUAUGAUAUUUGCUGACGAUCUUAAAAUCUAUCUAAACAUUUGUAAAUCCCCCCUCUCCUCUACUCUGCUGGAUCUAAACACUACUCAGCAGGAUAUCAACACUGGUUUCCAUGGCACAGUCUUGGGGCCUUUCACUUAAUAGCUCUAAAUCUUCUGUAAUUCGCUUUCAUUGGGGUAGGUACAGGAGAUUGGAAUCUGCUUGGUCCCUUUUCUGAUUAUUAUAUUAAUAAUUACAAAAUAAAAUUUGUAAACUCUCAUUCUGAUCUAGUAGGGAUUAUUAUUGAUUCAUCCUUUCGUUUUCAUACCCACAUCCGCUCCAUUGUAUGCAAAGCUAAUGGCCCAGCCUCUAAUCUACUUGGCAGCACAAUCAACUGAUCUUCCUCCUUCAUGAUUCCAUUAUACAAGACUCACAUUAGACCCCUUCUUGAGCUCUCCUCAGUAUGGUUCACCCAGUACCUUGGAGAUCUUAAAUUGCUGGAGCCCCCCCCAGAGAAAAUGGACCAAACAGAUUUCAGUGUUGGGCGUAGUGGCACUACUAGUAAUGCCGUAUGUAGCGAAGCUACUUUUUUAGUAGCUGUAGUGGUAGUGCUACUCUCUUAGAAAGAGCGGCAAAAAUGGUAGCGGCGCUACAUUUUUAGGUAGGGCUAGUCACUACUCGCUACUUGGGGUGGACCAACUACGUACGUGAUGAAAACGCGAAUGAAACGUCACCUAACACUCGUUCAGUAGUGAAUCUGCGACUGGAGGUGUGACUGGCUGUCAUGGAUAUCCCUGAUCACGGCUCACGAAGCCUUGGAAACUGGUAAAAACUGGAUGGAGUGGAACAACCGUCAACAAAUUGUGCACAAAUGGGAGCCAUUUGGCUUGCAACAGAUGCAGCCAAUACAGCAGCAGCAGCAACUGCAGCAACAGCACCAGUUACCAACACAACACCAACAACAGCACCCACAACCCCAACCCCAACAGCAGCAAAUACAGCAGCAGCAGCAACUUCAACCACCAACUUUACAGAUGCCCCAUAUGGGGGCCCCUAAAGCAGCUAGAACUGGUGGCUCUACUACCCCCCACUGCCUCAUUUGUAAUGUGCACCUCGGCAUGUUUGCCAAGGGUGGCAUGGAGGUUUUCUCAGAAAAGGUAACCACUACCAGUGGAAAGAUGCAGGUUCACAGUGUGCUUGGCUCAAUCAUCAAUGUAGAGUUAAAUGCAGCUGCAGUGCACUCCAACAUUGUGUGUAAGAAAUGCUUCAAGCUGCUCGAUGACAUUGAUUCCCUGGAGAUGCAACUUGUAAGCAUGAAACAGCUUGUGUCCAGUAAAUACACCAUGACCCUGGCACUGGUGAAGAAAGGCCUGGUAGGCAAGGCAGUACUUGAAGAGGGACCUAAACAGCAACAGCAGCAGCAACAGCAGCAUGAUCAUCAGCAGCAACAGGAGACUCCUUCCUCACCACCCAAGUUCAAAAAGUCACCACCUAAACCCCUCACCACAGCAGGAAAGGGCAUCAAAUUAAAAAGUACAACAAGGAGAGGUCGCCCUCCCAAAAUGCUACGAGUGAGGAAGACGGGGAAGCUGGCAGUCAAGUCCGGCAAGCUAGUGGUGAAGGGUGUGGAUGAAUGUCUGACACCUGAGAUACAGCUAAAGGAGGAGAGUGUGUCGUCUGAUGAUGAGUGUUACCAUGUGGAGCUGGACAUUGCUGCCGACGACAUGGAGGAUGAUAAUGGGCCUCAUACUUGCUCUCUUUGCUACAAGGAGUUUUCCUCAAGGACAGUUUUAGCAACACAUAUUGAAACACACGGCAACAAUGUUAAUUCCCACAAGUGUGAUAUUUGUGAAAAAAGUUUUCUUACUGCAGAAAGUCUUGUCAAACACAAAAAAUUGCACAAGGGAAAGAAAAAGAGUGUUAAACGAAGGACAGGAUGUCAGGCAUUUGACAUCACACACAUAAAGCAAUUCAAGUGCCGUCAGUGCAGCAAAGUGUUUACUACUAAAAGCAAAGCCGAGGACCAUGAGCGAACCCACACCGGGGAAAAGCCCUUUGAGUGUGACAUCUGUGGCACGUGUUUCAGGCAGAAGAGCAACCUUUCCUCCCAUAAGCGAGUGACCCAUCUGCAAGAAAAGCGGUACAAGUGUGAACUUUGUGACAAAGCCUUUAAGUGGAAAAGACUAUUGAAUGGCCAUACAAUGAGUGUCCACACAGGGGAGCGCCCAUAUAAAUGUGAAUUCUGUGAAGCAGGUUUUGUUUAUCAGCAGCAUUACAAAAAACACAUGAGGAUUCAUACUGGGGAGAAACCAUUCAAAUGUGAAGUGUGUGGGAAGGCAUUCAAUUCUUCAAACAAUUGUCGUGCACAUAUGUUUACUCACUCUGACAAAAAGCCAUAUGAGUGUACCCUUUGUGGGGCAGGAUUUAUGCGCAAGCCUCUAGUGCUGUCCCACAUUAGGCAGCAUGGACACAUGGACAACCUAGAGGUAUAUGUGAAAGCCAAUGCACCCACCACAGUACUUGCAGCAGCUGGGGAGGGAAGCAGCGGGGGUUCAAGGAGUCCCGUCCCUGGCACAGUCAUACGCAGGAGGAAGCUAAAUAGAGAAGCGUCACAUACUGGAGUGAUGCACGUGACUCAAGGGCCUCCACAGCCUCCGCAUAACAAUGUAGAGGAGAAUAUACAUCACUUCAUCAUCCCUGGCAAUGAUGCAAGGGAGACUACUGGCACUGGUGAGACCAUGGGCUACAUGUUUGGGACCUUUCAGAGCCAGAGCACAGUUGGUCAUUAUACACCACUAAACCUGGGGCAGUGGUAACCUAAAAUGUACCAGCAUUGACAAUCCUUAAACUAAAACAUUUAGCUGACAGUGAAGUGAAGUGUCAAAUGAAAAUAGAGCAGUGCACAUAUUAUAACAUGAAAAUUAUAUCAUAGGAUGGAAUUAGUUACAAUUUUCCAACCCUGGCAAGAGAUACUUGUAUGAAACCAAUUUACACGUGUUUAUUUCGAUAAAACAUUAAGGGAAAUAUAUAAAUAACAUAGCAUUAUAUAGAUAAGUAUUAAUGGUCACAUUUUCAUUGUACAGUGAGGCCAUGUGUCUAGCAAUAUUAACAGUGAAAAAAUAUCACUAGUUCUAAAAGCACUAGUUUGGGGACAAACUUUUGAUAGUAAAAAAUAAAAACAGACUGGAACCU